AUGCAAAGGAGUAGAGGGACCACGGCUCUCAGCAAGAGCAAGUUCUUCCUUCUUCCAAAUUAUCGGAGGUUUCAGUUGAUGAGAUUCACCGUGGAGGAAAUCAAUAACUCCACCAGUCUGCUGCCAAAUGUAACGCUCGGCUAUGAGAUAUUUGACCAUUGCGCAGACACGCUGAGUUUUGCAGGUGUUUUUAAGCUCAUAUCAGUAAACGAUUUGAUUCGUCCUUGGGAUGAACCGUCCAAGAACCUGUCCAAAGUGAUUGCAGUUGUCGGUCCAUUCACAAGCACCCAGACCCUAACUAUUGCCCCACUUUUUAUGGCGAAUCUCAUUCCCAUGGUCAGCUAUGGCGCUACUGGCUCCAUCUUUUCAGAAAAAUCAAAAUACCCCUCUUUCUUGCGAACGGUGCAUCCCAACGAAAACACAGUGAAUGUGAUUGCUAACAUUAUCGAACACUUCGGCUGGCGCUGGGUUGCUUUCCUGAACAGUGAUAACGAUUUUGGCGUCGACGGCCUGGAACUGUUCAUCAAGAGGAUCAAACUCACAGAAAUCUGUCUGGCCUACAACAAGGCCRUCAAUGAAAAUACCAAUUUCUCCCAAAUGUUCAGGCAGAUAGAGGAGCAGAAAAUAAACGUCAUUGUACUUUUUGCUCCUAAAGUGUAUGCAGAAGCUGUCAUUAAGGCAGCSAUUGAACUGAACGUCACCAAAGUGUGGUUAGCAGACGAUGGCUGGUCUUUAAACAAACAUCUUCCGAAACUGCAGGGGAUCAAAAGUGUUGGAACUGUGCUCGGCGUGGCUCAGCCUGUAAUAACRAUACCAGGUUUCAAUGAUUUUAUCUAUUCUACUAAAAGUCAGGCUCCUUGUGCAAAUGCAGCCCAACAGACCUUUUGUAAUCAGUUUUGUAACUGCAGCGAUGUGCUUGUUGAGGACAUUGUUGCUGUAGAUCCAUCCUUUUCCUUUGCAGUGUAUUCUGCAGUAUACGCCAUUGCUCAAGCCUUACACAACACYUUAGAGUGUGAAGCUGGCGGAUGUGAUAACAACACUACAGUGCACCCAUAUAUUGUUCUACAAGAGCUCAAGAAGUCCAAUUUGACCCUGUUGAACCAGACUGUUCAGUUUGAUGAGAAUGGAGAUCCCUACUUUGGAUCAUUCUCUAUCGUCUUUUGGAACCAGAGUAGUGAGGCACAGGAAGUCGGCUUUCAUAAUAUUUACCCAUCUGAGUAUUUCUACAUCAACAACUCCCAAAUUCAGUGGCACACGGGUGAUGUGCCGACUGCAUUGUGCUCCUCAGAAUGCGAAGAAGGAUUUGCGAAAAAACAAAUWGGAAUCCACAAAUGCUGCUUCAAUUGUGAAAUCUGUCCAGUUGAAACUUAUGUAAACAAGACAGAAAACUCCUUUAAGUGCAAAGCCUGUAAGGACACAGAGUGGUCUGCAGAAGGAAGUACAUCAUGCAACCUGCGGCUGGUGGAGUUCAUCYCGUUCACAGACAGUGGAGCUGUGGUGAUCAUGGUCUUGGCUUGUGUUUUAGUGGGUCAGACUCUGGCUGUGUCUGUUCUCUUUGCCAUCAACUACAACACACCUGUAGUCAGAUCUGCAGGAGGACUGAUGUGCUUCUUAAUCUUAGUCUGUCUCAGUUUGUCCACCCUUAGCGUGUUCUUCUAUUUUGGAAAGCCCACGGUCGUUUCCUGUUUUUUACGGUACAUCCCUUUUCUGUUGUUCUACACGGUUUGCCUGGCGUGUUUCGUCGUGCGCUCCUUUCAGAUUGUUUGCAUUUUCAAAAUUGCGGCCAAGUUCCCCAAACUCCAAACCUGGUGGACACGAUACCACGGCCAAUGGCUGCUCAUCGCUGGAGCGUUUGCCACUCAGGCCCUGUUACUUAUUAUCAGCUUGUCCACUAAACCUCCCAGACCCUACAACGAGACGUCAUGGUACCAAGAGCAAAUUGUACUCAGCUGUGACUUGAAUAUCGAAGCAACAUCUUGUUCCCUUGUUUUGCUUGUAUCAUUGUGCUGCCUUUGUUUUAUUUUCUCCUACAUGGGCAAAGACCUGCCAAAGAACUACAAUGAGGCUAAAGUGAUCACUUUCUGCCUCCUGCUGCUGAUCCUCACCUGGAUUCUGUUUUCUACCGUUUAUUUGCUUUAUCGUGGAAAGUUCAUCCAAACUCUCAACGCUCUGGCCGUUCUCUCGAGUCUCUACUCCUUUCUGUUGUGGUAUUUCCUCCCAAAAUGUUACAUCAUCAUAUUUCAACCCCACAAAAACACRCAACAGUAUUUUCAGGGUCUUAUUCAAAAUUACACUAAAACAAUCAGCCAGUAG
Austrofundulus limnaeus is the source of this 2313-nucleotide messenger RNA. RefSeq names its product taste receptor type 1 member 1-like. Gene Ontology annotation, molecular function: G protein-coupled receptor activity. Gene Ontology annotation, cellular component: plasma membrane. The record is from RefSeq and is a predicted model, not a curated record. The transcript has 6 exons. Gene Ontology annotation, biological process: G protein-coupled receptor signaling pathway. Lineage: Eukaryota; Metazoa; Chordata; Actinopteri; Cyprinodontiformes; Rivulidae. The coding region runs from base 1 to 2313 and encodes 770 amino acids.